Messenger RNA from Ceratitis capitata (Mediterranean fruit fly), 967 nucleotides. RefSeq names its product viral IAP-associated factor homolog (gene viaf). The coding region runs from base 125 to 835 and encodes 236 amino acids. The transcript is spliced from 2 exons. NCBI's taxonomy places the organism in Eukaryota, Metazoa, Arthropoda, Insecta, Diptera, Tephritidae. Gene Ontology annotation, biological process: protein folding. The record is from RefSeq and is a predicted model, not a curated record. Gene Ontology annotation, cellular component: cytoplasm.
UCACAGUGUGUGUACUGCAGCAUUUGCAAUUUUAUACAAUUUUUUUAAAAUAAAUAUUAAAGAAAGGUAACCUUAAAUACUGCAUUCCUGUUCGGCGGAAUACGAAAAGCAUCCGCAAUCAGUUAUGCAGGAUCCUAAUCAGGAUACUGAGUGGAAUGAUGUGCUCCGUGCCAAAGGAAUUCUUCCUCCCAAACAGAAAGAGGCUGAAAUUACUGAGGAACAAAUUCAAGCUAUGGUCGACGAUGCAAUAAAUAAGCGUACAGACUUAAAUGACGGCUCCAAGCAAAUUGACGACAUGACAUUGGAUGAGUUGGAUGAACUGGAGGACUCGGAAGACGAAGAAGUACUGCAAGAAUACCGUAAGCGUCGCAUUGCGGAAAUGAGAGCUUUGGCAAGCAAGGCGAAAUUCGGCACGGUUCGUGAGAUUUCUGGGCAGGACUAUGUAAGUGAAGUGACGAAAGCAGGAGAUGGUAUUUGGGUUGUGUUACAUCUAUAUGCUAAUGGUGUGCCACUCUGCGCUAUAAUACACCACCAUAUGCAACAGCUAGCUGCACGAUUUCCACAAACGAAAUUUCUGCGUUCUAUUGCUACUACGUGUAUACCUAAUUUUCCAGAAAAAAAUCUGCCAACAAUAUUCAUUUAUCAUGAAGGCCAAUUAAAAAAACAAUAUAUUGGGUCCUUGGAAUUGCGUGGUGAAAAACUUACACUUGAUGAGUUAGAAUUUUUAAUGGGUCAAGCUGGAGCGAUUACGACAGAUAUAAAAGAGGAUCCACGGCCUCAAAUUCGUGAUAAAAUGCUUGCUGAUUUAGAAAACCAAAAUAUUGAUUUUUACUAAAUAGGAAUAGUAUAUAUAUUAUAUUUUUGUAUUAAUCCAAAAUAACUUAAAUGGAAAAUAUAUGUAUAAUCAAAAAAUAAAAUUAUAUAGUAAAAUUCAGCAGUUAUAUUUAAAGGAGGCAUUGAAACCUUA